This is a messenger RNA of Trichoderma reesei QM6a, 1971 nucleotides long. RefSeq lists its product as uncharacterized. Bases 1 to 1971 code for a protein of 656 amino acids. The transcript has 2 exons. NCBI's taxonomy places the organism in Eukaryota, Fungi, Ascomycota, Sordariomycetes, Hypocreales, Hypocreaceae. The record is from RefSeq and is a predicted model, not a curated record.
AUGCUCUGUCGCAGCGGCCUCGGCCUGAGCCACUCCAGACAAGCUCUGCUGCGAAGUCGCGUGCCCUCACGGUAUGACGUCUUCGUCCGGCGCAUACAAAACUCGGGGCCUUUCCAGCCUCUACGGCCUCCGUCCCCAGCAGAUCUGGGAGCGCCGCGAGCCGCCAAGGAGUACAAGGGCAGCCGGAAAUGGGGGCGUCGACUGCUUGUCACGGCCGUCGUCGGCGGUGGCAUCUACGUUGUCGACCGGCAGUUCUACGCCUCCAGCGUUGGGCGGUCGCUUCGCACGUUUGGCACGGCGCUCGUCGCCGCCCUCGACUACAAGAUCAACUUCCGGCCGGAGCCCUGGGUCGGAGGGACCGUGCCUGAUCUGCACAUGCGCAAUGCCGAACGGCUCUUCCACCUGCUGCGCGCAAACGGCGGGCUCUAUCUCAAGAUCGGCCAGGCCAUCGCCAUGCAAAGCGCCGUGCUGCCGCCCGAAUUCCAGAAAAUGUUCGGCAGAAUGUUUGACGAUGCGCCGCAGGACGACUGGAAGGCUGUGGAGGCGGUGAUACGGCAGGACUUUGGCAAGAGCGUCGAGGAAGUGUUUGGAGUCAGCUUCAGCGGAAAGGAGGGCUAUGGCGUCAUGGAGAGAAAGGCCCGCGCCAGCGCAAGUGUUGCGCAAGUUCACUGGGCAAGGCUUCCCGAUGGGAGAGAGGUCGCUAUCAAGAUUCAAAAGCCAGAGAUUCAGACCCAAAUCUCUUGGGAUCUAUGGACUUUCAAGACCGUGACCUGGAUAUUCUCCAAGUGGUUCGACCUUCCCCUCUAUACAUUGGUACCUUUCAUCUCCGAGCGCCUAGAGCUGGAGACGGACUUCUUGAGCGAGGCGAGAAACUCCGAGACGAUGCGCGAGCUGGUCAACUCAGAGAGCCGUCUCAGAGGGCGGGUCUACAUCCCCACUGUGUAUUCUGACCUCACCACGAAGCGAGUAAUGACGACCGAAUGGAUAGAGGGCAUCAGACUGUGGGACAAGAAGGCCAUGACCUCGAGAUGGUUGGGUGGAUACGGAAAAGGCAGCCCCGGAGCCGGCGCUCCCCUGCCGCCGGUUGACAUGGAUGUCGCCCGCCGCGAGCUUCGCACAAAUCCCUACCAGGAAAAGAUCAAGCCCGAGCGCCAGGAAUGGAAGGGCCUUCGCGGGAGAGGCGGCCUUGGCCUAACGACGAAAGAGGUCAUGACUACCAUGGUAGACCUCUUUUCCGCCCAAAUCUUCAAAUGGGGUGUCGUCCACUGUGAUCCUCACCCGGGAAACAUCUUUAUCCGGCGACUUCCUAGCGGCCGCGCGGAGCUUGUGCUGAUAGACCAUGGCCUCUAUGUCUACAUGUCGCCCAAGUUCCGCCACGAGUAUGGCAGGUUCUGGAAGGCCCUCAUGACGUUUGACAACCGAACCGUCGUUGAGGUGACGGAGAAAUGGGGCAUCAAGGCUGCCGACAUGUUUGCGAGCGCGACCCUGAUGAAGCCGUACGAGGGCGGCGAGUCCUCCAUGCAGAAAGACAUCAAGGAGCUCGAAGGCCUCUCUCCUGCGGAGCGGCACUACUAUCUGCAACAGAGAAUGAAGCAAGGUAUUCGCGACAUUCUCGCAGACGAGGACAAGUGGCCUAAGGAGCUCAUCUUCAUCGGCCGGAACAUGCGCAUCGUCCAGGGCAACAACCAAUACCUGGGAUCGCCCGUCAACCGUAUCAAGAUGAUGGGCGAGUGGGCAAGUCGCAGUCUCUACGAGGACCCCAAUCUUCCCUGGGUGCAGCGGCUGAACAAUGCGUGGCGGCACAUCAUCUUCAAGUCGGUCUUGACGUUGACGGAUGUUGCCUUUUAUUUCUUCAAGCUGCGACAGCUACUUGGUCUCGGCGGCGGUAUGGAGGAUGAGAUGGAGCGUCGCAUGAAGAACAUGGCGCAGGAGUACGGCAUCGAGUUGCAGCAUGAGGUCUUUGAAGGGUGA